Messenger RNA from Ricinus communis (castor bean), 729 nucleotides. Its product is annotated as pathogenesis-related protein 1B. The transcript has a single exon. NCBI's taxonomy places the organism in Eukaryota, Viridiplantae, Streptophyta, Magnoliopsida, Malpighiales, Euphorbiaceae. The coding region runs from base 14 to 502 and encodes 162 amino acids. Gene Ontology annotation, cellular component: extracellular region. The record is from RefSeq and is a predicted model, not a curated record.
CAAAAACCACAAAAUGAAGCAGUUCGAUCCCUCGUUAGCUCUUGUUUGUAUCAUCUCUAUAGCCCUAAUCUUUUCAUCUCAUGCCCAGGACACACAACAAGACUAUCUUAAUGCACACAACUCAGCCAGAGGAGAUGUUGGCCUCGGACCCCUGACCUGGGAUGACAAGGUUGCAUCCUAUGCACAGCACCACGCCAAUCAACACAAAAGUGACUGCAGCCUUGUGCACUCUGAAGGCCCUUAUGGCGAGAACUUGGCAUGGAGCAGUGGUGACUUAUCAGGAACAGAUGCAGUAAAAAUGUGGAUAGAUGAGAAGCCUUACUAUGAUUACAAUUCUAAUUCCUGUGCUUCAGGACAGAUAUGCGGGCAUUACACUCAGGUCGUUUGGCGCAGUUCUGUUCGAUUGGGAUGUGCUAAGGUUAGUUGCAACAAUGGAGGAACAUUCAUCGGAUGCAACUAUGAUCCUCCUGGUAACUAUAUUGGGCAGAGACCUUACUGGUGAUGGAUGGCUAUUAAAAUUAUUUGUUUAGUGGAUAAUUUCCUGGAAUUUACCUUGUGAAAGCUAAUGAAAUCUGCAUUACCUACUAAAGUUUUUGAUUGAUACCCUGUAAAUCAUAUAUAUGCCAUUAGGCUAGCAGGGCAAUUGGAGUGCUUAUUUUGCCAUAUGAUUCUGAUGUCUGUGGUGCAUCUCUUGUUUCUUUGCAGGCAAAUUUGUUUUAUUGUAUAAUU